This is a messenger RNA of Daktulosphaira vitifoliae (grape phylloxera), 2455 nucleotides long. RefSeq lists its product as uncharacterized. The coding region runs from base 1262 to 1795 and encodes 177 amino acids. Lineage: Eukaryota; Metazoa; Arthropoda; Insecta; Hemiptera; Phylloxeridae. The transcript has 6 exons. The record is from RefSeq and is a predicted model, not a curated record.
UUUCACAGUGUAGCCACUACCAAACUUGCCAUUUAUGGGAACCAACUUGUAAGAAUGUAAUAGAAUUUGUUAGAAUAUUUUAAGCCGGCAAAUAUGAACACAAUUUUUAUUUAAUUCGUUUAUGAUUGCAAUUUUAUCAAUUUUCAAUGAUAGUUAAUUCUGAUAAAGUUAAAUUUAAUACUUAACGAAUAUAUAGUUUUAAAUUCUUAACAUCAUGAUAGACAUGGAAAGAGGCAAAAAAUUCAACUAUGUAAUCUAACAAGUGUCAAUGAAACAUAAAUGAAUAGAACGAACAAAGGCCAGUCACUUUUUAGCAGUGAAAUAUAUAAGAAAUAUUUACUGAGUGUGUGCUCAUCCUAAGGAAUUUGUGCUAUAACUAUAGCAAGUGAAAAUUACGUGCAAUUUUGUGUUUGACUGCAACUGCAUUUGGGGUAAAAAUAAGUAUCUAUCCUUUUGCGUACUAUUUGGAUAUGAACUAUCACAAAACUUUGAUAUCAUUCUGAUUAUACUCAAAAUUAAGAAUGCUAUUAAAUUUCAUUUUUCAAAAGCGAGAUGAACAUAAAGAGAAGAAUAGCACAAGCAAAACAGGCAUUUUACAAGAAGAAGCACCUAUUCCACGCCAAAUAUUGUUAACCUAUAUAUCAGAAAAACUCUUAUAAUGAGUUUUGUAUGGAGUAUAGCCCUCUAUGGGGCAGAAAUAUAGACAGUACUCAAAGCGGAAAGAGAAAGUAUUGAAGCUUUGAAACAUGGUGUAGGAGAAGAACACUGAAUAUUUCUUGGACAGAGAAAGUUAAAAAUGAGGAAGUGAGAUAAGAAUGAACGAACAAUAGCAAUAUGAAAAACAAUAAGAGAAAGGAAGAAAAACUAGAUCGGACAUAUUAUGAAAAACAAUGAAUGGAAAACGACAAUAAUAGAAGGAAAUAUAAAAGGAAAAGCUGGAAGAGGUAGACCAAGAACACCAAUUGUAAAACAGAUCAUAGAAGACAUAGGGAAAACCGAUUAUAAGGAACUGAAAGUGGCUGUGAUGGAUAGAGACUAGCGAAGAGCAAUCAAAGUAAUUUAACCAAUGCGACGUUUAUGGAAGAAUAGCCAAUAAAUGAAUUUUUAUCGAACCCUAUUCAUGUAUCAUGUUAUGAGUAUAUAAACAUCAAAUUCUUUACUGGCCAUAAAUUAUUUUAUAACGGUAUCCAUUAGUUACCCGACUAUAAUCAUUGAUUUUGGGAAUUUAAUAAUCAAAUUCCACGUGAAUGUAUAUUUUCUAAUGUAUAUUUAUACACUUAUAUUUAUAACAGUUCUAAUUAUACCAUUUACUAUUCCGAGCGAAACAUGUAAAAAAAAUUCCACCGUAAUAAACUCUACUAGAACUUUACCGGUGGAAGAAAAAAUGCUGGCAUAUCGUUCGAUGGCCGAUGAGUACUAUCGGAUGCAAGCAUUAAUUGAUGUUAUCCGGUACAACAGGCAAAAAUCAGCUUCUUUAAUGGAAGAAUAUAAAGAACAAUUGGAAAGAGCCAAAGGCAGAGCUCAAAAGUGUGCUUUUGCUCUUGAACGCGGACAAAGAGAUGUAGCAAAAUGGACAGAAAGGGCAAAAACUGCUCAUUUCCAUCUUAGAGACAAACAUCAGGCUAUGGAGGAAGCUGAGAUUAUCGAGUCAUGCAUGUCAUCAUUAAUAUUGUCAACAAAUUUGAAUACAUUUAAUAAAGAUAAUGAAUUGAGACUUAAAGAAUCUAGUAAAAAAAUGAUUGAACAAGGUAUUGUAGGGUUUUUAAAAAACUACACAUCUGAUUUGGCCAAAUAAUUGUUACUAUGGUUAAAUAUUUAAUCAAUUUCUUUUAACUAUAACAUUCAUCAUAAUGAUUUGUUAAUUUAUAUUAUUUAAAAAUAGUUAAUAAAGGCAUUUUAUUUAAAUAUUGUAUUAUUUAUAUUUUGUAAAAUAAUUUUACUGUGGAAAAUAAAUUAUAACAAUGGGAAACUGGUGUCACAGAGACUUUAAUUGAAAUUAUAAUCCCAGCUAUAUAAAGUCUCGGUGAGAUUUUCCCACAUGAGUUUUCUAGCUAGUUAAAUUAUAGAUGCUUUUAUUGUACAUAUUUUUGCUACCGUUAUAAUAUUUAUGUACUAGACUAAAGUUUCGGUGAUCUCAUGGUGACAACUGCUGUGCUUUUACCGAGAAAAAUUCCACGAUUCAUACCCAUACUAACACAUUUGAGUCUCUUUUGCACUUGAAAAGGGGUUGCAUAUUUAAUGUACAAAACGUGUCUCAGUAGCCUAUUCGGAUGGAAAACAUAACAUAUACAUAUCACCUAUAACUACUCACAAUGCUAACGAAAAAAUCGUACACGCACUGCCAAGCCUAGUGCCUUUUUUAUGUCAACUUACUUGGGAGGACAAGGAUGACUAUUACAUUCUACUGACAAAUCACUACUCGUUGGCUUUUCGCCUGGGCAAAGAUCAGCAUCCA